Molecule: messenger RNA, 1037 nt
Organism: Tricharina praecox
Lineage: Eukaryota; Fungi; Ascomycota; Pezizomycetes; Pezizales; Pyronemataceae
Exons: 2
Coding region: 89-916 (275 amino acids)
Biological process (GO): peptidyl-proline hydroxylation to 4-hydroxy-L-proline
Cellular component (GO): endoplasmic reticulum
Molecular function (GO): iron ion binding; procollagen-proline 4-dioxygenase activity; L-ascorbic acid binding
Source: RefSeq, a predicted model, not a curated record
CCACGAUGACUCCCUCAGGAGUCAAGACUCCCAUCCCAUAAAGCGCCACCACAUUCCAAAUCCCAAUCCGCGAUCCGCAAUAACAACAAUGUCUUCAAUAACCUGCAUCCCGAUCGACUUCUCCACCAGUGCCAUCGCCGGGCCAUACGACACCUUCUUCGCCCUAAUCCUCGAAGAUGUGUUCACGGCCAGCGAAUGCGUCGACCUCAUCGCGCUCGCGGAAAGCGAGGAGCCCUGGAAACCAGCCAAUGCCCCGCGCGAGCAGCCGGGAAAAAACCGGGCUCCCAUCUCGGGGGGGGAAUACGCGCCGGUUCAUGCAGUCUCCCAAGCUUUCCGCAAUAGCGAGAGGAUCAUGCGCGACGAUCCGGUAACUGCUGCCAAGAUAUUUGAGCGCAUACAACCGUUCCUGCAUGAGGUUGCAGAGAUCGGGCCCGACAACAAGUUCGUCGAUAUCACGGGGAAGGCGGGGCAGAAAUGGAGUGCGGCUAGAGGCGAAACUGGGUUCUGGAGGCUGGCGAAGCUCAACCACCGCCUCCGCUUCCUCAAGUAUGGGCCCAGUCAGUACUUCAAGCCGCACUGCGACGGCCUACAGGACGUUGCCGGUUCUGACGACGGCUCUGAGCCUACAACGAAGAGUUUCAUAACGAUACAUCUAUAUCUGAACGACGGCAAUGGACUUGAAGGCGGAGCCACGAGGUUCUACACACCCAACAAGAAACGGUGGCUCGAUGUCGAACCGAAGCUCGGAAGGAUCCUCAUAUUUCAGCAGCGUAUGCUCGUGCAUAGUGGUGAGGAGGUCACAGGUGGUACGAAGUACACGUUGAGGACGGAUAUUAUGUUCGAGAAAGUGGUUGUGACGAGGGAGCAGAGGAAGGCCGCGGAAGCGGCGGCGGCACAGGUGGAGACGACGGAGUAAUUGGAAUACCAUGGAACAAAUAAUGACAGAUAAUGACUCAAGCCAACUUAUAACAUACUUUACGGGAGCUAUGGCUCUUGUCCACCGAUCAGACGUGACUUAGCACUUUAUCAUAGCGUGC